AUGCGGACGUUUACUUCACUUGCUCUGCUCGCCAUUGGAGCUACCGCUCAGGUUAUUGAAAGUGCUAGCUUUGGUUACGGAAAAACGAUUUCGCCGAGUCGAGACUCAAUUCCGGGGUGGACCAUCGGCGGAGAGGGCCAUGAGCCAAAUCUUCUCUCCGAUAAGCUCAUCCUGACCCCUCCAUACCCUGGCAACACUCGAGGAUCUGCCUGGGCUCAGAGUCCAAUCUCCCAACAAGAAUGGUCGGCCGAGUUCCAAUUCCGUGCCAGCGGGCCCGAACGAGCAGGUGGUAUCCUCCAAUUAUGGUAUACGAAGGACGGACAAGCCCGGGUUGGCACGUCUAGCAUUUAUACUGUCGGGCAAUUCGACGGCUUUGCGCUUGUUAUUGAUACACAUGGCGGCCGGGGUGGAAGCAUCCGCGGAUUCCUGAAUGACGGCACGACAGACUACAAGAGCCACCGCAGCGUCGACAGCCUUGCUUUCGGCCACUGUGACUACGCCUACCGCAACUUGGGCCGACCUUCCGUUGUGAAGGUCAAGCACACCAACUCGAUCUUCGAGGUCACGGUGGAUGAUAAGAUCUGUUUUUCGACUAACAAGGUAUGCAACGUCCAAAAUACUCUCUCCAUGCAGGUAUCUAACCUUCAGAAGGUCAAUUUGCCCGUCGGAAAUACUUUCGGCUUUACGGCUGCCACCCCCGAGAACCCUGACUCUUUCGAGAUCUUCAAGUUCAUCCUGUCAUCUGCUACAGGACAGGGACAGACCUACCAAGGUAGCACCCAGCAGCAACAAGAGAAACAAGAGCCGAUCGCCAACCAGAACCAGCCUCCGGUUAUCCGCGAUACUGGCAACCCCGUCAUCGAUGCGGGCAUUGGUGCUCAAUUCGUUGAUCUCCAAGGCCGUAUCCAGCUCCAGAACAAGGCUACCAACACCAUCAUCCAGGAUCUCAAGGCCCAGGCUGGCAAGAGCGAUGCCCGCCACACUGAGAUCAUGCAGAAGCUGGCUUCCAAGGAGCAGGUUGCUGCCCUUGAUGCCCGACUGCAGCGCAUCGAGUCUCUCCUCCAGAACAUCCAGCGUGACCUGGAGGGCAAGGAUUACAGCAGCCGCUUCAAUCAACUCCAGGACACUCUGCGCUCAUCGCAUCUCAGUCUCACUGAGAACCUCCAGACCCACUUCCUGAGUGCCAUCACUGCCUCCUCUCCCCGCAUGGGCUUCUUCAUCUUCCUGGUCAUCGCCUUCCAGGUCCUCCUCGCCGUCUCAUACGUCAUCUACAAGCGCCGCCGUGCAAACAUGCCCAAGAAAUUCCUUUAG
Penicillium daleae is the source of this 1311-nucleotide messenger RNA. RefSeq lists its product as uncharacterized. Gene Ontology annotation, cellular component: endoplasmic reticulum membrane; endoplasmic reticulum-Golgi intermediate compartment; COPII-coated ER to Golgi transport vesicle. The record is from RefSeq and is a predicted model, not a curated record. Gene Ontology annotation, biological process: endoplasmic reticulum organization; Golgi organization; endoplasmic reticulum to Golgi vesicle-mediated transport. NCBI's taxonomy places the organism in Eukaryota, Fungi, Ascomycota, Eurotiomycetes, Eurotiales, Aspergillaceae. The coding region runs from base 1 to 1311 and encodes 436 amino acids. The transcript has 6 exons. Gene Ontology annotation, molecular function: D-mannose binding.